ACUACAGGCACCCAUGUGACCAUCUGACACGUCCCCUCCCGGCUACCGUCCCAUGGUUGCCGCGGUGACCAGCUGGGGCUGGCUCCGGGCCCGGUAAGGGAGCCAUGGGCCCGAUCACCGGGAACAGGAACAUGACCACCGGGGCUGGCCCCACCACCUCACCCCCGGGGUGCAGCAGUGGGGCUCUUAUGGGCAGUUUUGGGAUCUUUCUGCAGGGCCUGCUGGCAGUGAUGGCCUUCAGCAUCCUUAUGUUAAAACGUUUUCGAGAACCAAAGCAUGAGCGACGUCCAUGGAGGAUAUGGUUCCUAGAUACGUCCAAGCAAGCGAUUGGAAUGCUGUUCAUCCACUUUGCAAAUAUCUACUUAUCAGAUCUUACAAGAGAAGACCCGUGCUCGCUCUAUCUGAUCAACUUCCUCCUGGAUGCCACACUGGGCAUGUUACUUAUUUACGCAGGGGUCCGAGCAGUGAGCUGUGUGGUUGAAUGGAGGCAGUGGGAGUCCUUGAGGUUUGGAGAAUAUGGGGACCCUUUACAGUGUAAAGCCUGGGUUGGACAGUGUGCACUCUACAUCCUUAUCAUGAUGUUUGAGAAGACUGCAAUAAUUCUUGUCCUGCUUAUACCCAAUCUAAAAGAGGUGGCCAUGAUAAAGCCUGCUUUCCCGAACCCAGAGCUGGAGCUGGCCAUUGUAAUGCUUAUUGUGCCCUUCUUUGUUAAUGCAUUAAUGUUCUGGGUGGUGGACAACUUCUUGAUGAAGAAGGGCAAGACAAAAGCCAAAAUAGAAGAGAAAGAAGGUAGCCCAGAGUCCCGGAACGGUAAUAAGAUCCGGUAUCGGAGGGCAGCGUCAUAUGAUGAUUCUGAAUCUGAAAUUCUCAUUUCAGCAGAUGAUGAAAUGGAAGAGUCUGAUGUUGACGAGGACCUCCGCAGAUUAACAAAUUCCAAGCCUGUUAAGAAAAAGAAGCACCGAUUUGGCCUGUCCGUAUGAUGUUCCUCUAGUUUUUGCACAAUUAUGCCUCCAUCGAACUGAGGUUUUACAGGAGAAAACAAGGUCUGGCUUCUCGGCACAAGAUUUCUUCGAGUCACUACCUCUACUUGUCAGCAUUCAGAGAUGGAGGUGAUAGACUGUGUUUUUUUUUUUUUCCUUUUUCUUCUCCAAGUCAGAACCUUAUGGAAUGGGCACUGGACUUUGAUUUCUCUCCAAUGCUGCUGCCCACCUCUGUACCCAAUGCAGUUCCUGCAACUGUAAAAGAUGCAGACGCCUGGUGUUCCAUAGAUCAAAGUCAAUACCUGCUUGUUGGCAUACUUCUAACCCGACUGCUUGAUCUAUAUAUAAUUUUUUUCCGUUUAAUUUGUUUAGAUUUCUUACUUUUCUUAACACCAGAAGAAUGAGGGUGUUUUAAUUGCCUCCUCCUUUUAACACUCGUCUCCUGCCUGAUACCAGCUGUUCACAGGGUAGCAUGGCCAGGGCAUGUUUCUAUUGCUGAAUGCCAUCUGCCCUGAUUUGUAUCAAGCUGCAGUGCUAUUUAUCAGAAUGGGAGUUAUAAUCCCAGAUGCUUUCAUCAUAGUAUCAGUAAUACAGGAACCUUCUUAUAGCAUUCCAACAUAUUCUUUUCUAUGCAUUGUUGCAUUUCUUAAAUGCAUAAGGUGGCAUGUGCCUACACGUAAUAUUGCCAUUAAAAAAUGGUUACUAAAAUCCUGGCCAUGCCAUACUGUGCUAUUUUCUUUUGGAUUGUUUAGUCUCAAUCCUCCAUGGCCCAAAUGCAGAAGUUUGGAGUCGCCCCCAGGUACUGGUACCUGAGGGAGCCUAGAAUCCCCUCCUUCACUAAGUAAUAGUAAUGUAGGAGUUUUAUAAAUUGCAUGUGGGAUUUAGGGGCUCUGCAACAGGUUAGGCAUUGGGGCCCCCAACCCCUGUUACUACUACUGUGUCAUUUGUGGCAUCCUACGAAUAGGUUCACUGCCUUUAAAGGGCAUCUGUCAGCAGAUUUGUACCUAUGACACUGGCUGACCUGUUACAUGUGCGCUUGGCAGCUGAAGGCAUCUGUGUUGGUCCCAUGUACAUAUGUGCCCACAUUGCUAAGAAAAAUUAAGUUUUAACAUAUGCAAAUGAGCCUCUAGGAGCAAUGGGGGCAUUGCCUAGAUGCUCUGCUCUCUCUGCAACUGCCGCGCUUUUUCCACUUUGACAGGGCCAGUCGGUAUGAUGUUUUCGAUUAAAGCGCAGAGGAUGCGGCAGUUGCAGAAAAAGCAGAGUAAUGGCUAGGAGUAAUGGCAAUGCCCUCGUUGCUCCUAGAGGCUCAUUUGCAUAUAUUAAAACAUAAUUUUUCUCAGCAAUGCGGGCA
This is a messenger RNA of Bufo gargarizans (Asiatic toad), 2331 nucleotides long. RefSeq names its product store-operated calcium entry regulator STIMATE-like. The transcript has 8 exons. Bases 105 to 980 code for a protein of 291 amino acids. Gene Ontology annotation, cellular component: membrane; cortical endoplasmic reticulum. The record is from RefSeq and is a predicted model, not a curated record. Gene Ontology annotation, molecular function: calcium channel regulator activity. Gene Ontology annotation, biological process: activation of store-operated calcium channel activity. Lineage: Eukaryota; Metazoa; Chordata; Amphibia; Anura; Bufonidae.